Vigna umbellata (rice bean) is the source of this 1664-nucleotide messenger RNA. RefSeq names its product cytochrome P450 72A15-like. Lineage: Eukaryota; Viridiplantae; Streptophyta; Magnoliopsida; Fabales; Fabaceae. The record is from RefSeq and is a predicted model, not a curated record. Gene Ontology annotation, molecular function: monooxygenase activity; heme binding; oxidoreductase activity, acting on paired donors, with incorporation or reduction of molecular oxygen.
CUUAACUUCCAACUAUAGACAUUUUUUACAUUGGAAAUGGAAGUUGAUGCAGCAAUGAUGUCUGUUGGAUUUCUGGUUGCAUUUGUUAUCAUAUUCUUAACAAAAGUACUGAGUUGGGUGUGGUUGGAACCGAAAAGGGCAGAGAGAUUCCUCAGAAGACAAGGCAUAAAGGGAAACUCAUACAAGCUUUUCUUUGGAGACACAAAAGAAUUAACCAUGAUGUUUCAUCAAGCACAUUCUAAACCCAUACACAUCGAUGACGAUGUUGCAACUCGCCUAGUCCCAUUUCAAGAUCAAUUGGUUAAAGUUUCUGGUAGGAAUUCGUUUUUCUGGUAUGGUCCUAAGAUUACAGUGAAUAUUAUGGAUCCUGAAGCAAUAAAAGAGGUUCUGAACAUGAUAAAUGACUUUCCAAAGCCAAACCUUAAUCCACUUGGCAAGUUCCUGAUAACAGGACUUGUAGAUCUUGAGGGUGACAAAUGGUCAAAGCACAGAAAGAUCAUCAACCCUGCAUUUAAUCUCGUCAAGCUCAAGCUUGUGUUGCCUGCCAUGUAUGAUAGUUGCAACCAGAUGAUGAAGGAAUGGAAGAUGUUAGUGUGUGAAACAGGAUCAUGCAUGGUAGAUGUCUGGCCAUUCUUAAACAACUUGACAGCUGAUGUGAUUUCUCGUACAGCUUUCGGAAGUAACUAUGAAGAAGGAAAAAUAGUAUUUCAACUCCUAAAAGAACAAGCUCAACUUACAUCUAAGGUCUUUCGAUCUAUUUACAUUCCAGGGUGGAGGUUUCUACCAACUACAUUAAACAAGAGGAUGAAAAAGAUUGACUACGAAAUUGAAAACGUACUUCGUGGAAUUAUCCAAAAGCAAGAGGGUAUUAUGAAAACAUGCGAAGCUUCCAAUGAUAACCUAUUAGGGUUACUAUUGGAAUCCAAUCAAAAAGAGAUUGAAGAUCAAGGACUUAAGAAAGAUUUUGGAAUGAACACCAAUGAUGUAAUUAACGAAUGUAAGUUGUUUUACUUUGCUGGACAAGAAACAACAUCGGUGCUACUAAAUUGGACGAUGGUGUUAUUGAGUAGAUUUCCCAAAUGGCAAACACUGGCAAGAGAAGAAGUCGUUGAAAUUUUUGGCACAAAAGAACCAGACUAUGAUGGAUUAAAUCGUCUUAAAGUUGUCACAAUGAUUUUGUAUGAGGUUUUAAGAUUAUAUCCACCAGUUACUUCUGUUACAAGAAUCCUAAGGAAGAAAGCUAAAGUUGGAAACAUGACUUUACCAGCAGGAGCACUGGCUACUAUUCCAGUUGUGUUGGUACAUCGUGAUUUUGAAUUAUGGGGAAGUGAUGCAAAAGAGUUCAAACCAGAAAGAUUUUCAGAAGGAAUCUCAAAAGCAACAAAUGGUAAAGUUUCAUUUAUCCCAUUUGGAUGGGGUCCUCGAAUAUGCAUUGGCCAAAACUUUGCUUUGCUUGAAGCCAAAAUGGCGUUGUCUCUGAUUCUGCAAAACUUCAAGUUUGAGCUAUCUUCCUCCUAUGUUCAUGCUCCAAUUACAGUCAUAACUGCUCAACCUCAAUUCGGCACACACCUUAUAUUACAAAAAUUAUAGUUUGUUAUCCUAUGAAAAGGUUUUUUAAUGCUUUUCUAUCUUAUGUUGUAUGGCUUCUUUCUAGAAUUUUAUCU